Messenger RNA from Candoia aspera, 4165 nucleotides. It is a transcript of the gene RASSF5, whose product is annotated as Ras association domain family member 5. Lineage: Eukaryota; Metazoa; Chordata; Lepidosauria; Squamata; Candoiidae. Gene Ontology annotation, cellular component: nucleus. The coding region runs from base 61 to 1602 and encodes 513 amino acids. Gene Ontology annotation, biological process: signal transduction. The record is from RefSeq and is a predicted model, not a curated record. The transcript is spliced from 6 exons.
CCUGCGCUGCUGGCCACCCGCCGGCAGGUCGCAGCUGUUGGGGCCGCCUGUCUGCUCGGUAUGGCCAUGGCUUCCCCGGCCAUCGGGCAGUACCCCUACCCGUUGCUACUGGAUAAGGAACAACAGCUCUUCCUGCAGAGCCUGAGCGCCAACGAACGAAAGAAGAUCCUCAAGCGCUCCGCUUCCAAUGACAUGAAGCAGCCGCCGCCGCCGCCGCCGCGGCGGAGGCAGCCGCAGGAACAAGAACAGCCGCAGCCUCCCCGCGCUGCGGGGGCCACGUCCCAGUGGGGCGCGGACGGCGGUAUCGGGCUGGAGAAGGACGCUCUGCUGGCCGCGAAGGCGGGACGCGCCGAGGCUCUGCGAGAGCGUCCUGCGGAGUGCCGCGGCGCUCUGCCCUUCGCCUCCGGCCGCGGGAGGCCCCUCGGGAGCGUAGUGGAAGCAGAGAGUAGGGCGCCCGUCGGACGAGCGGCUGAGGUCGGCGCCGAGAUUCUCGUGGCACCCAUCCUUGCUGGAGAAGAGGCUGCGAUCGUGGCUCACAUAAUACCCCGGGAGCUGCCCGCGUCCCCCGGCCCCGCAGCCAAGCCCUUCCGCUCCGGGCAGCUGCACCACCAGCGGCUCAGACUGAGAUCCGGAGCUCCUCGCCUGCUGCCUGACGUGCGCACCAUUUUCGAGCAGCCGCGGGACCCCCGAGUGCGAGAGGAGAAGGGCGAAGGACACCGCUUCGAAGGCUUUACCCUCUGGAGGGGCUGGUGCGACCUGUGCGGGGAGGCUGUGCAGCAGCGGGCACUGCGCUGUGCCAACUGCAAGUACACCUGCCAUCAGGAAUGCAGAAGGCUCAUCCAGCUGGAUUGCAGCCAACGGGAAGGAGAGACCCACAACAAACCUUCACCAGAAAAUACUUUAACACAGAACUAUUGUCAGAAUGUAACAAAGACAGUGGAAGAAGCAAAACCUGAGCCUCCUACAAUCCAAGAGCUGAAGGACAAGAUUAGCAAUUACAACUCAAAAGUCAACAAUUGCUUGCUGAUGAAGCUGAAUGAUGAUGGCACUUACACAGGUUUCAUCAAAGUGCACCUAAAACUGAGGCGCCCUGUGACAGUCCCAGCAGGGAUUAGGCCACCAUCUAUCCAUGAUGCUCUCAAGGAGGUCAACUUAGCCAAUAUGACAGAGAAAAGAACAUCAUUCUACCUGCCAUUGGAUGCCAUCAAGCAGUUACACAUCAGCAGCACAACAACUGUGAGUGAGGUGAUCCAGGGACUUCUGAAGAAAUUUAUGGUGGUGGACAACCCACAGAAAUUUGCACUUUUCAAACAGAUGCAAAAAGAUGGUCAAGUUCUUUCUCAGAAGCUCCCAGUCACAGAAUACCCAUUAUACCUCCGGCUGCUAGCAGGCCCUGACACAGAUAUUCUGAAUUUUGUGUUGAAGGAAAAUGAAACGGGGGAAGUUGAGUGGGACAACUUCUCUAUUCCAGAGCUACAGAAUUUUCUAGUAAUACUAGAAAGAGAAGAAAAAGACAAAAUCCAGCAAGUGCAAAAUAAAUAUGGCAAGUUUAAACAAAGACUGCAAGAGGCCUUGAAAGAAGCAAAUGGGAAGCCUGGAUAACCAAACAUGGCUAGCAACAAACUCAAUUUUAGAGUCUAAAUAAAUAAAUAAUUAUAUUUAAAAGAAAUAAAAACAAAACCGAACAACUUUUUCUUUCUCAGGACACUUUUCAGUUUGGCUGUAACCCAAGCUUUGCUUAGAACCAGUAGUUACUGAAAGGGAAGCUGAUAUUCCAAUCCACUGACCCUGUAGAACCAGAAGUGGUCGCUGCUUUUCCUUCUCCAUGGUCCUACUGCCAGAAAGCUCUGCAAUGAAUGCUGAAUGUCUACCUUAUUGGUUGAUUUAUAGUACAAAUGUUAAUGCUGGACCAAAACGGCUUUCUCCCUUUCCUGCCAUCCUGAUACCUCACCUGUGGAUUUGUGUUACGUGCAGUGGAAAUGUAUAGUGAAUGUGCUCUCUGUGGUCAAUUCAUCCACAUAACCAUCAGCAAACAGAAGAAUCUUAGUCUGAUAUUAUGUGAGACACACUAUAAAAUAUGCCAAACAUAUUGUUGCACAAGAAAAUGAACUGAACAAUUGCCAAGGAGGCAGCAGCAGAUCAGCAUGACUGGAGGAAUGGCUGCAGACAUGAGAAAGAGUACAUUCUAUCAGAGGGAAAAGUCCCUCUGAUGUUAGGAUUCUGAUGGAAGUGGGGCAUUGCAUAGCCCUACUUUUGGAACACACUUUCCCCUAAUGCAGAACCAGCACUGAAGGCUUUGGCAGCUGAUUGUUACAUUUACCUUUAUCAAAAUAUGUUGGAAACAUUAGUCACAUAUUACUUGAAAUUUAUGUGAAGACUCUGAAAGGAACAGGAAAUAAUCUUGGGUGUUAUUGACACUCAUAUAGUAGAAAAUGAGUUGCAACUUGCAACUGUUCAGCUUACUGGCUCUCCCACCUUGCAGGUCAUGCAACCUGAUUGAAGGUGUAAGUGCCAACUCGCUGGCUCUGUUCUGUUUCUGCAAAAACCAAGUUGAACUGGAAGAAUGAAAAAGUAAAUGUGACAAUAGAACAAAUAUGAGAAAUGGGCAAUGCACUUAAAAAAGCAGGCAUUGUUAUCUAAGCCCUUAUAGUUAUAUAGAAUUUCCUGUUUGAAGCUAUGCUUCUGAUGUAGUUGCAGCUGUAUGGGAACUGCUUUUCUGCAAGAUGGUCUCACGUAUUUGGAACCUGACUCUGAAUUAUGCACUCACUUAUGGUAGGGACAGAUAAAUCAAGAACAAAUAUGGCAACUUUGGGGCUAUUCAGGCUCAGCCUACAAAUCUACAGGAUUGCCUCACAUUGGAGUAGCUACAGCGUGACUCUGGCUGCAGUUUGCUUGAUAAUGAUGUAGGACGUGAGGCACUCUUUAUUCUCCUGCUUAUGUGGUGGUCAUGUGAGACAAAUGAUUCCUUCGUUAUAUUUCCUGCCGCCUCCCUUUUCCGAGUGUGAUUUCAACAUGAGUUCAUUAAGUCAGACGAGGUUUCAUGUAUUUCCCCUCUGAGGGCUAGCUUAAGCAUGCACAAGCCAUUUAGUCCAGCUUGUAAAUGUCUUGACUCAGUUGCCUGAGCAAACUCAAGGCUCCCUUUCCCCUGCUCUGCAAAUACUAGCCUCUUGUUUAAAACAAACGAUCAUUGCUCUUUCAUUAAUUUGGUAAUCAAGCCAGUACAAAGAGUCUAAUUUUAUUAGGUAAGGGUUAAUCAGUUGUCAGAACCUGAUUAGCCUGAAUGGCCUUCUUUGAAGAUUCUUCAAACAUAUUUGGGGGGGGAGGCAUAUAAAGGGGAAAAUAUGUUUCUAGCAGGGUUAUGCAUAGAGGUGUACCUUGCGAUCAAAAGGAGUGAUUCGAACACCUUAAGGAAAAGCAAGGAGUAAAUUUAACUAAAUUCAUGCUGAAGCAAAGCUACACACAAGCUUCCUCAGGACUAUAGAAAUGGUGGAUGAAACAAAAAAUGUUCCAGUUGUCUGCAUAGUAAGAAGAAAGGGUGAAGUCAUUAAACAUCUCUCUCUCCAAGAGGGAUAUUAUAUAUUGUUUCAUUUUCAUAAAAGAGGGAGGAAAACUGUCUCCUGCUCCUCCCCUUGGCAUGUCUUGAACAUUUCUACAGAAGGCAUGGCUUUUUAUGCAAUUGAUGUGAAUGCUGCUGAGUAAGCCUCCUGCAAACAGGCAGGUGGCUUUUUUCUUUAAAAAUAUUAUAUAGCUAGGGGCAUUAAGCUGAGGGAAAAAAUGAUGAUGCUUAGAUUGGGAGAGAAUGCGGAGCCAUUUGAUCUGUGGUAGAACAGAAGCCUUAGGUAUGGAGGCCCCAACUUAAAAAGCGCAGACUCCUGCUAGCAGUGCCUUUGUUUAGUAUAUUAUGUUGCUUGCAUCUGUUUGUGUGUGUGUGUGUGUGUGUGUGUGUGUCUAUUUUUGUUCAGAAUGGUCAGCUAAAAACCACAUGUACAAUCUGUAUAGAAUGGAAUUAGUGAAAGCCUUUAUGUGGGUAAAUACAUUUUUGCAAUGCUGUAACUUAUUUUUACUACUGUUUCAGCCUUAUGACUUUAUUUAAUGUCACCAUCUGACUUUUUUUUUAAAGCUCCUUCUCACUUUGGUUAUAUGAUGCAAACUGUGUAAGAAACUA